This is a messenger RNA of Cyclopterus lumpus (lumpfish), 2000 nucleotides long. RefSeq names its product lysine methyltransferase 5Ab (gene kmt5ab). Lineage: Eukaryota; Metazoa; Chordata; Actinopteri; Perciformes; Cyclopteridae. Bases 127 to 1146 code for a protein of 339 amino acids. The transcript is spliced from 8 exons. The record is from RefSeq and is a predicted model, not a curated record. Gene Ontology annotation, molecular function: protein binding; histone H4K20 methyltransferase activity.
UAAAUCCACCACCCUCUCGCUCUUUACUUCGCAGCCUGAUGUUCGUCGUUAAUCAAAGCAAGGAGCCCGUGGACACAGGGAAAUCAAAUAGACUCCCGGUCCUCUCGUUUUAUUCUGGGAACGGACAUGGCAAAAGGGAAGAAAGUUGUGCUAAGAACCGAGAAAAAGCCCGAGGACACUGUUGAACAGAAAGUCGCCUCGCGGAAGGAGACAAAGGAAAACAAACCCGCAAAUAAUAAGGAUUGCGUAGGUACAGUGCAGUCAAUUUUACAAAGUCUACGGAGUCCAAGCAAACCUAGAUCCCCUCUGAGCGACAAUUCAAGCAUGCUGAUCCAGGAGGGAAAUGAAUCUGAUGCAACUAAUGCAUUCAUGUCAAAAUUAAAAAAAGACAUACCUAAUGAAAUAAAAUCUGAGAGUUGUGAGUCCAAGGAGCAGAAGCCUGAAACGGCUUGUCACAGUCAUGGGAUCAGAAAACAAUCCACUGACCAACUUGAGCAAAAAGAGUCAACCAUGCACACAAGUGCAAAGUCUGCAGCAGGCAACAAAGUUUCAGACAAACCUCGGAGUAGAACUGGUCGCAAACUCGGAGCGAAAAAAACAGAGAGCAAAGCUCCCCAAAACAGAAAGGUCACAGACUAUUAUCCCAUCAGACGAAGUAACAGAAAAACAAAGACGGAGUUAAAGAGUGAAGAACACAGACACAUUGAUGACCUGAUAAAGAAUCACAUCGAAGAAGGAAUGCAGAUCAAACCGAUAGAAGGAAAAGGAAGAGGGAUAUUUGCUGCCAAGAUCUUCAAAAAGGGAGAGUUUGUCGUGGAGUACCACGGAGACCUACUGGAGCUAGCUGAGGCCAAAAUAAGAGAGGCCCAGUACACUCAGGAUCCCCAAAAAGGCUGUUACAUGUACUACUUCCAGUAUCAAUCCAAAACCUACUGUGUGGACGCUACAGAGGAAACGAGUCGCCUUGGCAGGCUGAUCAACCACAGUAAGACUGGAAACUGUCAAACUCGGCUUCACGCCAUCGAUGGAGCGCCUCAUCUCAUCCUGGUGGCUUCCAGAGACAUCGGCGCAGAGGAAGAGCUGCUGUAUGACUACGGGGAUCGAAGUAAAACCUCAGUCUUGGCUCACCCGUGGCUCAAAUACUGAAUCCACGACCACAGGUGUUCAUAUUUCAGAUGAAUUGGUGCUCUCUUCUGUCCUGUUCAGCUUAAUGUAGAAGAAGCUAGAGAUGAACAGUCCUCAAAAGGCCUUUUUAUUAAGUAUAACAAAUUUUAAACGAGGGCGAUCAACUCGAGAGUGUAUAUUUGCAACGUUUUUUUUCUUUUUCUUUUUCUUACCAUGGUUUUAUUUUAUUUUAAAAUCUUAUUGUAGCAAAUUGAUGCUAGCUUAAAGUAUUUCUCCGAGUUAAUUAGAGUUUCACAUUGUCUAUUGUGUUCCCUUUUGUAAUGAAUAUAGCUGACAAUGCAAUUUCACUUUUGUAAAUUAUUACUUGUGCUGUAAAUUAAGGAAUAAAACACAGUUUUCAUUCCAGAAGAUGAUAUAGUUAAUGUUGAAGACUAUCUAGGACAUGGUUAUGAAAUAUGCUAUUCUACGAUGACACACUUAUUUUGGGCAUCUUUACUUGUUAGGGUGCAUAAAAUGUUGUGGUUAUGUGGUAUAAACCUUAAUAUUUACGCUAGCGUGGCUCCUGAAUGUCAUUUACAUACAUCUCACGGCACCGUUGAAGAUAAAGCUACUGAGUUGAGACUAAAAGACAGGACAAUAAAUUGAUGUCAAAAUGUUGUGACUGGCCUUUCAGCUGCUUUUCUGUUGUACAGACCUUACAGUGGCUUCUAGAACAGUAAUGUCAACAGUACCUUUUCAGAAAUGUGCAACAAUGUUUUGAGGGGACUUGUGACUUUAUUGGAUUAACAAUACAAUCUUACUUUGUCUACUUUGAUAUGAGAUGAGAACUUGUAUCAUCGAUGUGAAAUAACACAUUAAAAAUUUUUUUUUAUCAA